This is a messenger RNA of Cercospora beticola, 546 nucleotides long. RefSeq lists its product as uncharacterized. NCBI's taxonomy places the organism in Eukaryota, Fungi, Ascomycota, Dothideomycetes, Mycosphaerellales, Mycosphaerellaceae. The record is from RefSeq and is a predicted model, not a curated record.
AUGAAGGCACACUCUGUACUCGCCUUGAUCACCAUCGUUGGGGGCUUGGUACAAGCUCUUCCAAACAACAUUGCUGCUCGUGACCGCGAUGGCGAUGAUUGGCGUGACGUCGAGCGAAAGUUCAAAGACGAGUACCAUGAUGUGAAGGACAAGUUCCACAAGUGGGACGACCAUCGCAUGAAGCUGAAAGUACGAGAUGCGGAUGAUGGGCCAGACGACGGUCCGCAUGAUGGUCCGGAUGGCGGAAAAGGCAAAGGCAAGGACAAAGGUAAAGACAGAUAUGGCGACGAUGGUCCGGAUGGUGAUGACCGAGACGAACGAGAAAAAGACGACGGACCAGAUGGUGAUGACCGCGACGAGAGGGAGAAGGACGACCGCCCAGAUGAAGACGGCGACGGCCCCGAUGGUGAUCGCCCUGAUGAAGAUGGCCCAGACAACUACGGCGACCGCGAAAACAACCACAAUAACAGAUACGACGAAGACGGACGGCCACAAGACAACAACAAUAACAACAAUUGGAACGACGUCCAGCCUCCUCGUCUGUAG